CGGUGGCCCAGUAGCUUGCGGAAGCUGCAGGAGGAGGACCCAGAGAGAGCACUGUGUCUGUCUGGAGAUAUCCUGCUGUGAUGGAGCGGCUGAGAGCCCUUCGAGGUCUCUUUGCUUGUGUGGGCUGCAUGCCCAGACGUACGCGUCGCGGGAGCAGAGGCAGGGCGGCAAGCGCUGUCCCUGCCUGUCCCGUGACGUUGCUGCUGCAGCGCCUGCAAGACAGGGAGGGUGACCGAGCGCAGGCGUACUGCGAGCUGGAGAGCGCCCUGUGGGAAGAGGACAGCCGCCCGCCGUGCGGAGUGGCGAACCGGCUGCUGGCAGAGGUGUCCCAGGACCUGACGGCAGCCCAGGGCGCGAUGGACAACGUGAGGACGGCUGCCAGCAAUGUCCUGGUGGCUCUGGCCCGCUCGCACUUCAGCUUGGUGAUGGCCGAGCUCCAGGGCCACCUGAAGGCCGUGGCGGAGAUGUCCAAGGAGUUUGCGCUCGUCACCCUGAGCAAGCUGUUCAGCAGCUACGCUCCGCAGUGCAUCGCCUUCAUGUGCCUGACACUGGCCGGCCUGCGCAGUGUGGCUGGCCAGGUGAGGAGCGGCCGCACCCUGCGCAUCGCUUGUGCUGUUGUCAAACAAUGGUCGGAAGGAGUCAAGGCUCACCUGUACUCCGGAAAGCAAUGCCCCUGGCCCGCCACGGAGAAAGAGCGAAUCUUUGAGAAUCUUUACCAGCUCCUCUGCUCUGUGGUGAGGAACUGGCAGGGCUGCGAGGAGGAACAGGUGAGCGCUGCUGCAGUGCCAUCCCGGGAUGCGGGGGCAGCAGUGCCGCUGCUCGGGGAGGCGGGGGACCGCGUGGAGCCACAGGGCAGGCCCUGA
Molecule: messenger RNA, 863 nt
Organism: Numida meleagris (helmeted guineafowl)
Lineage: Eukaryota; Metazoa; Chordata; Aves; Galliformes; Numididae
Product: maestro heat-like repeat-containing protein family member 2A
Exons: 7
Coding region: 81-863 (260 amino acids)
Cellular component (GO): cytoplasm
Source: RefSeq, a predicted model, not a curated record